This is a messenger RNA of Saccostrea echinata, 7431 nucleotides long. RefSeq names its product phospholipid transfer protein C2CD2L-like. Lineage: Eukaryota; Metazoa; Mollusca; Bivalvia; Ostreida; Ostreidae. The transcript has 15 exons. The coding region runs from base 138 to 2429 and encodes 763 amino acids. The record is from RefSeq and is a predicted model, not a curated record.
AGAAUGUGUAUGAAGACAUAGCGCUGAAUUUAUAUUAUCUUCGUGAACUAGGGAUAUGAUUCUAUAGCAGAAUAUGGGAGUGAAGUUCAAUUCCAAGGCAUAUCGUUUUACAAGAAGUCGGUUCUGAUUGGCUCCCUAUGGCUGAUAUCACAUUGAAGCUGAUCUGGUAUCGGCUUGGGGAGAGUUUCGACAAAAUGGCGAAUGCGGGCCAGGGAAUUACGGCUUGGUUGUUUUCUGACUGGGACGAUAAUUUAUUGGAUGUUUUGCUUUUCGGGUGGAUUGGAUGGGCAGUAUUAGUCGUAAUCAUCGUCAAUGCAGUGCUGACAUUUUUCGGGCCUUUGAAACCCCGCGAUAGUUGGGACCAAAGUACUGUCGGGGUUUCUGGGCCGAUUGUAAUAGACAAAACCGGAUCGGAAUCCUGUCAAUGGUUAAACUCGGCUUUAAAUUGGUUCUACUUGCAUUAUGACAAGUUUCCUGAGUUUGUGGACGCUUGGGUAUUGGGUUUAAAUGAACAGACAAUCAAACUUGGGGGACCAGUACAGCUCAAGUUUGAAAGAGUCAAGUCUGGAAGUCUGCCUCCAAAAUUUAGUGAAGUGACCUUCCAGGCAGGCCCAGAGGAUAAAUAUGUUGUUAAAUGUAAGGUGGAUUCCAAAGACCUGUCGUUUGCCAUUUUUGCCUCCCAGCAGACGACAGAGGGUGUUAAACUUACUAACCUGAACACCAGCAUUCUCAAACUGAAAGGCUCGCUUCGUUUGGAAUGCUUUACACAUGGUAGUGAUAUGAUGGCUAAGGUCGCAUUUGAAGGUCGUCCUGAUGUUCGCAUAGUUGGAAAACCUGUGAAUCCCUACCAGGACCCGUCAGAUCUAGUGGACAUUGAGGUUGUGGAGGAAGUGGUCAGAAAUGCUAUCUGUCUGGCCACCACAGAAUUCAACAUCACUAAAUGGAUCACUGGCCAGUCCCAGAAUAUCCCCCGAGUGUGUGGAGGGUCCCCAGCCUCUUCCCCGGUCUCACCAAAGCCCCGCACAGAGGAAGUCUUCAAACCUAUUGAAGUCAAGCAGAUGCAGAGUUCUUUCCAGUCUCCUAGCUCAAGCUUUGCUGCCCCUACGCCCAGGACAAACAAGAGCUCCGAGGACAAACGAUUGUUAGUCAAGGUCAUCAAAGCAAGUGGACUGGCCACCAAAGGUGCUACAGGAACUAUAGAUCCUGCCUGUGUUGUGUUUAUGGACAAUCCUCCCCAGAGCCAGAUCACCAGUGUUGUCAAAAUGUCUGUCAACCCUUUCUGGGACGAACAGUUCUUGUUUGAUCUCACUGGAAAUACAAAGGAGCUGAAGUUUGAGGUCAUUGACAAAAGCAGACCUACUGGAGAGAACUUUCUUGGUGAGGCUAUUGUGUAUUAUGAUGACAUUAAGAGGAAUGCCAGCAGUCGGCAGAUCAUCCCUCUACAGGGUGUCACAGAUGACGGUAACAUGGCUAGUGGCUCCAUCACUGUGGAGUUUCUGUUUUUGGACCCUGUGGACACUAAUGGGUUGGGACCAGUAAUGAACCAAAAGAAUGUGACUUCUCCAAAGAGAACAAUCCAAGUGAAUCAGGCCAGAACACCAGGGGGCACUCUGGUUACCACGACUACAAUGACAACAGAAAGACAACAAAAAAAUCAGAGAUAUGAGGCUGCAGUUGAUGCAUCCCCACAUUUUAUAGAGAAGCAAAAUGUUUUUGAUUUUGAUAUGUCGGAAAACACAAGUAUAGACACAUUGAACACAACCAACGCCAGUAUGCAUCAACAGAAUUUGUCUCUGUCCUCUUCAGCAGAAGUAGUUACUAUGAAUGGGGUUGAAUCAGUGGCUGAGACGGCCAUUCGUGAGUUAAAGGACAGGAGGUUCAAAUCUAAAACUCCAUCUAGGACUAGUACACUCAUCAUUACAGGGGUCCAGAAGAGUCCUGAAGAGGUGCAUCAGGAUGUUCCCGUGGUAACGACCCAACCUCCAUCACCAGGUCAUCAAGAUCCUAAAGAUAGAAAGAAGGGCAUGUCCCUUGCAAGGCAAAUCAAGAAAAGAUUUUCUCGCUCAAAGAAGCGCUCACGCAGUGCUGAAAGGUCGAGCAAUUCUUUGAGAGAAGGCUCAAACUAUCUUCAGCCACCUGACUCUGGCCACGGGAAGCCACAAUCUAAAGAUGACAUUGAGUUAGUAAGGGGAAAAGCAGAGCCCCCAGGAACACCAAAUCUGAAGAAAUCUCGUUCCCUUGGGGGAAGCCUUAAAAAACUGUUCCGCAGGGGUAGGAAGCAACAGCGAACACAAGGGGAAACUUCAAGGGAAAGUUCAUUUUCUCGUUCCUCAACACGCAAUGUCUCACAAGGCCCUUCCAGGGAGGGUUCAUUAAACAGAAAUGUUGAUCCAAAGGAUAUGCAAUAUCAACAGACAUUAAUUUCAUAGCAUUUGUUAAUUAAAUCAUAAAGUAUGAGAAAAUUUUAUAUAUAUUUUCAUAUAGAAACUAUUGGUACAACUCAUGAAGCUGUAGCAUAGCUAGUAUUUAUUUUUUUUUUUUUAUUUAUCAAAAAAAAAAAACUCCUUUUGUAACUGAGAUUUGAUUUAAUCACAACUGCAAAGAUAUGAUAAAUAUUAUCAUUGCUUUCUUUAAAAGAAACAGAUGUUUUCAUGGUGAAAAAAAAAGAGCAUUGCUUUUAUCUGCAUAUGUUGAUCUGAGAAGAUUGUUGAAUAUUUUUCUAUCAUUGAUGUUUACAAGUGGUGAAAAAUAAUGGUCCCAUGUGAUUUAUGUUUAAGACUGGAAGUGUAAAUUUACAUUUUAUUAGUUUUGUUUUAUAGUCAAUAACAGAUUGACUUGUACACAUAGACACAUCUGAUCUAGCAUAAGUAAAGAGUUUGUAACGGUCAAAAAAUGCUUUUGAAUUGAAUUUAUAUAAUGUAUGCAAGGGUCCUCCUGUCUGGCAUUAAUUUUUAUUCAGUCAUUAAUUUUUGACACCCAAAGUAUCAAUCAGCUUAUCCAUGAAAAAAAAAAUAUUCCUAUUACUGUAAAAGUACUUUUUUUCCAGGUAGUAUUAAUUUAGGUUAGGUACACAGUCACAAAUUUUCCACAGAAAUUAGUCGCAGCGCACUUAAAGUGCAUUUAGUAUAUAUAAAGGCUAUCCAAGAAAUCCGUUUUAUUUUGCGUGUAAUUAAGAUUGUGAUUCCACGGGAUUAUGACCCCAAGUAAAGAGGGUAUGUUUACAGUAUGUAAAGAAAAAUACACCAUAGUUUUUGCAUUCAAAAUUUCCACCCAUUGUCACCUCAAAAUGAAAACAGACCAUGUACAUACAUACAAAUACAUCAUUGUAAACUUUUAUAUACUCAUAUGGGAUGUUUGAGCAUAAUAUUUUCACCUUGUAAAAAUUGCCUUAAUUAUUGUUCCCCAAUGUGAUUUUCCCCUCUAAAUAUACCUCCUGUAAAAAUGUUUUAUUAAUUUUUUGUGUACAUUUUAAGAGCUUUGCAGUAAUUUAAACAUUGUGUUUUUGCUACCUGUAAAUAUUAUGGUUUUUGUGCAUUGUAUUAAUUUAAACUGUAUUAGUAUUGUAAAAACUAUUAUAAGUGAAUUUCUUUAUUGGCUCACAACCAAUUCUCGGAUAAGUCUGUAAAAUCUGUGAUAGGACCAAAUUAAAAUAUUUUCUGCUGAUGAGCUUGUUUGUGCCAUAAUUGGCAGUAAGUUUUGAUAGCUUCUUUCAGUAUAAACUCUGAAAACACAUAGAUAAAUAGUCCUAAUCUAAAAAUAGCAAAGUUCAGUUUGCAAAUGAAGAUUUUAAUUUUAUGUUGCCCCUCUUUGGUAAAUUAUUAUGUUUUAUUUCUUUUAAUUAGAUUCUUUUUGAUUAAAAUGAACUUAUUUGUAUCAUUUACAUGAGAAAAGGCUGUAUUCUACACAAUUAAUAAGAAAAAAGGAAAAAAAUACCAUAGAAAUUAAUAACACAUUUGCACAUGCGGAACAUACUGAAAAUCCAUGUAUUUAUGAGGGCAUUGUGCAGAAUAAAUGUGCUUUUUAUAAAAACUUGGUUGGAAUCAUGAAUUUGUGUGAUUUUUGUCACCCUGUUAACAAAGAGAAAAAGUGUCUGAGAAUGGUCAAUGCCCACUAAAUUUUAAAAUUAUGAGUUUAAUAAGGGUUAGAAAUAUAUUUGACCUUUGUUAUGUUGUCUCUUUACAUAUGUCACUGAUUGUUUUUUUUUUCUUGCCAAUGAAUCAAUUGCAUUGAAUUCAGGAAGUUUGUUACACUUAUGCGGAAUACAGUUUUAUGUGAGGUUCUUUAAUUUUUUAAAGAUCGUUUGAAUUAAUUUUUUUUCUUCUUUUUUUUUCAUGAGUUAUAUAUAAUUUACAGACCUGAAAUAGAACUUAACAAAAAUUUAAAAAAUCAAAAGACUUAAAUUAAAGAUACAUAUUACCUCAAAUAAAUGUUCUUAAUGUAUCUCCCACACAGAAGAGUUCCAUUGCUUUUUUUCAAUAAUUCUUUCAAAGAGAAAUCAAAUUCUGAAAUUUUAUAAUGAUAUUGAACUGUAUAGAGUUACAUUUUCCCACCUUUUUCUUUUUGACCAAAUUGUGUGACUUGGCCAAGAAUAAAGUUGUUUAAGAUAUCACUUGCUUAGUGAGAAAGGCAACUAUUUAAGCAAAUCAAGAUGUAUGAAUUUUGGGAAAAAAAUUAUUUAUCCUUAAUAUGAAUUCUACGUCUUUGAAAACUUUUAAGGCAUUUGGAUUUAUACGUAUUUCAGAAUACUGCUAGUUUGUCCAGCUUCCAAUUACAAUAAAGAUCUCUUGACUUAUUACUAAGGUUGUGAAAUGUUGUGACAAGUAGACCAUUGAAUCACAGAUAAAUUUAUAGUUUUAACACCUUGAUAUACAACUAAAACUUGGUAUGUAAUGGAGAAAAAAGAUUUCAGAGAAAUGGUGUUUAUUCUUGGUUUCAUGUACAAAAAUCUGAGAUCUCUUCUUAAAAAAUAAUGUAAUACUGAUAUUUUGGAGGACAAUUAAAAGAGUUUACAUAUUAUGUGUAAUUAUAUCUAUUUUGUUAUAAGUUGUGUUAUUGUUAAUUUAAAAUUGAUUACAUUUAUAAACAAAAAUGAUGAAUGUUUGAAACAGUAUUUUUGUGCAAAUCUAGUCCACUUAAAAAUGAUGUAUUGUUUGAAGAUUUUUAAUCUUGAAAUGUUCUGUGAACUUUUCUUUGAGAAAUAUACUAAAUAUUUCCUCUUCUAUGCAUGCAUGCACACAAAAAAAUUGCUGCAUGUGUAAAUUUCUAUUUUUAUUAGGUCACCUGAGUCACUCAGGUGACCUAUUGCUAUCUGUUUUUGUCCGUCGUCGUGAGUCUUCCGUCGUGCGUUAACUUUUGAACAUUUUUAACUUCUUCUGUAGAACCGCUCAACCAAUUUCAACCAAAUUUGGUAUAUAGCAUCUAUGGGUGAAGGGGAACAAAAAUUGUGAAUUUCAUGGUCCCUGCCCCCCUCCCCCCCCCCCCCCCCCCCGGGGCCUGAGGGGUGGGGCUAAAACCACCAAAAAUAAUGCAAUCUUUAAAAAUCUUCUUCUUUACUCCUGGACAUGAAGCAGUCAAACUGUUUGCAUCAUUGUAAUAAGCAUUGAGCCCUCUACCAAAAUUGUGAAAUUCAUGGCCCCAGGGUCAGGGGUUCUGGCCCCAGGGUGGGGCUAUAUAGAUCAUAUAGUGGAAGUGCAUUAAUUCUUUGAAAAUCUUCUUCUCUGCUCCUGGGUAUUAAAUAAAGUUACUAAGUACAUAGUUAUGAUGAGCAAGAGUGCCUCUUCCAAAAUUGUGAAAUUCAUGGCCCCAGGGUCAGGGGUUCUGUUGUUAGGGCGGGGCUCUAUUGAUUAUAUAGUGAAAAUGCAUUAAUUCUUUGAAAAUCUUUUUCUCUGCUCCUGGAUAUUAAAUAAAGUUACUAAGUACAUAGUUAUGAUGAGGAAGAGUGCCUCUUUCAAAAUUGUGAAAUUCAUGGCCCCAGGGUCAGGGGUUCUGGUGUUAGGGCGGGGCUCUAUAGAUUAUAUAGUGAAAAUGCAUUAAUUCUUUGAAAAUCUUCUUCUCUGCUCCUGGGUAUUAAAUAAAGGAACUAAGUACAUAGUUAUGAUGAGGAAGAGUGCCUCUUUCAAAAUUGUGAAAUUCAUGGCCCCAGGGUCAGGGAUUCUGGUGUUAGGGCAGGGCUCUAUAAAUUAUAUAGUGAAAAAGCAUUAAUUCCUUGAAAAUCUUCUUCUCUGCUCCUGGGUAUUAUUUAAACAAACUAAGUGUAUGGUUAUGAUGCAUAAGGAUGCCUUUUCAAAAAUUGUGAAUUUCAUGGCCCCAGGGUCAGGGGUUCUGGUGUUAGGGUGGGGCUCUAUUGAUUAUAUAGUGAAAAUCUUCUUCUCUGCUACUGGAGACUAUUUAAACAAACUAAGUGCAUGGUUAUGAUGCAUAAGGAUGCCUUUUCAAAAAUUGUGAAUUUCAUGGCCUCAGGGUCAGGGGUUCUGGUGUUAGGGCGGGGCUCUAUUGAUUAUAUAGUGAAAAUGCAUUGAUUCUUUGAAAAUCUUCUUCUCUGCUACUGGAGAUUAUCUAAACAAACUAAGUGCAUGAUUAUGAUAGACAAGGAUGCCUCUUCCAAAAUUUUUAAAUAUAUGGCCUCAGUUUUUGGGGUUCUUGAGGAGGGGGGGGGGGGGGGGGCUAGGGCAACAAUGCUUCAUCUAUCUGUGUAUUUAACUUCUAAAUUGUUGUAUUAUACUCAGGUGACCAUUAAGGCCCUUGGGCCUCUUGUCAAAUUUUUGGUGAUGAUCAAAGUACCCAAUAAUAAUAAAAAUGAUAACAUAAUAAAGAAUGUCUUCUGACAUUAUAACAAGAUAAUGCUGAAUAUAGUAAAGUUCAAGUAGUCAGGAAAAGUGCUUUGCUGUUUAUGUUUCAUUGAUCUCCAGUAUAAUUUGAAAAUUUUCAAGAUAUUUUUAAAUAUAUAUUCCUUGCUGAGCUUUGUAUUCUUAUGCUGUCUGUUUUUCAUAUUUGAGUGCAUUUUCAUUUUUUUUCCCCCUGUUUAGGAAAUGAAAAGCAUUAGGCCUGUAUACUUGUCAUGUAGUUUGAUGUAUUGUACAUGAGUGUCCUGAACAUUUUUUGAUGGCUGUUGAUUUCAUUUUCUAAGCCCUUCUUGCUUAUUUGAUUUACACUUUUUUCGUACUGUGACCUUGGCAAAUCAUUUAAAGUAGAAAAAAUAUUUGUACAAAAACAAAAUUAACAUUGACUAAAAUUGAACUUUGAAAACAUUUCAAAUGUUUUUACAACAUUUUUUUAGGACUUGACACAAUGCAUUAGAAAUUUAAUUUUUUUAUUCUUCCGAGUUUUAGUAUUUCUUGAUUUCAAGUGUCUUACCAAUGCAUGUGUAGAAGAUUUGAUUUUAUUAUGUGAGUGUGUAGGACCAAAGAUACAUGAAAUAAAAAUGCCACUGUA